Molecule: messenger RNA, 4835 nt
Organism: Ilex paraguariensis (yerba mate)
Lineage: Eukaryota; Viridiplantae; Streptophyta; Magnoliopsida; Aquifoliales; Aquifoliaceae
Source: the annotation of a GenBank genome assembly
CUCCCUGAGUGGUCACAGUUGGGAAUUUUCUCUUCCUUUUUCAUUCUCCUCAUUAAAUUCUGUGGGAAAAGAGGAAUUCAGAAUCUUAACACUUGAAUCCAAGCACAGGAGGUGAAAUGCAAUAAACCAUAUCCUUCAUAUGAACUGCAGGAGCGAUAAGUUUUCUUCAACUCUAAUGGGGUUUUCAUGCUUAAGGUUAAGCAUAGAAUGGUCACUUUUCUAUUGUUUUAUGGUUGUAUCUUGCUUCAGUUUUUUGCACCCAAGGUUUUCUACCAUAGUAGCAGCCUCCAAGCUGGGAGGGAACGAUACAGAUCAACUUGCGUUGCUUGCAUUCAAGGCCAACAUCAUUGAUGACCCUUUCCAAGUCAUGACCUCAUGGAAUGAAUCCAUCCACUUUUGCGAAUGGCACGGUAUUACAUGUGGUCGGCGCCACCAAAGAGUUAUCAAGUUGGAUCUACAGUCCCAAAAAUUAUUUGGAUCUAUGUCACCACACAUCGGAAAUCUGAGCUUUCUUAGAAAACUAUAUCUCCAUAACAACAGUUUUGUUCAUGAAAUCCCUCCUCAACUUGGACGUUUGGCAAGGCUACAAAUUUUAGCCUUACACAAUAACUCUUUGAAUGGAAAAAUUCCUGCCAAUUUGUCUGGUUGCUCUAAUCUUCUUGGCUUUGAUUUUGAUCACAACACACUGGCGGGGGCAAUUCCUACAGAGCUAGGCUCAUUGUCAAAGCUCCAAAGAAUUUUCAUCUCACAAAAUGAUCUAACUGGUGAUAUCCCUCAUUCCUUCGCGAACUUAACAUCUCUUGAGGCGCUUAGUGCAUUCGGAAAUAAUUUUGGUGGUAGUAUCCCCGAUGGUGUUGGCCAAUUGACCAACUUGACAACUAUUGCACUGGCAGGCAAUAGGUUGUUUGGUACCAUCCCUCCCUCAAUAUUCAAUCUAUCCUAUCUUGAAGGUUUUGAUGUGGGGGAUAAUAAGCAUAUCCAUGGCAGCCUUCCCUCGGAUAUAGGCUUCACUCUUCCUAAUCUUAAAUUUCUUUUGAUUAGUGAUAAUCAAUUUACUGGGUCUCUCCCUAAUUCAAUAGCCAAUGCUUCGAAUCUAGAAGUAUUUACAAUUGAUCUCAACAGUUUUGAAGGAAAAGUGCCUACUAUGGAAAAGCUACAUAAUAUUCGAUUUGUAAACUUUGGCGCCAAUAGUCUUGGAAGUGGAGGGCUUGCCGACUUAGACUUCCUCUCGUCAUUGAUAAAUGCCACACAUCUACAGGUGUUGGCUCUGGAUCAUAAUAACUUUGGUGGAACGCUUCCAGAAUCCAUCGGCAACUUGUCAACGAAACUCGAAGUAUUCAUUGUUGGCAGCAACUAUAUAGUUGGAAAAAUCCCAGCUGGGAUAGGAAAUCUCAUCAACUUAAAUAUUUUAAACAUGUGGGCAAACCAACUCACUGGUAACAUCCCGACUGAGAUUGGUAAACUUGAGAAGCUGCAUGUAUGGGAUUUCAGUAUUAACAAAUUAACUGGUUUUAUUCCAUUUUCUGUUGGAAAUUUAAGCCUUCUAACGAAUGUCCGUUUAAAUGAAAACAACUUUCAAGGAAGCAUCCCUUCAAGUAUGGGAAAAAGCCAGAAUUUGUUACUACUAGAUUUUUCUAACAACAAUCUUAGUGGUACCAUACCCCAUCAAGUUAUUGGUCUCUCAUCCUUAUCGGUGUAUCUGAACCUCUCUCAAAAUCAUUUGAGUGGCUCCCUUCCCAUGGAGGUGGGAAACUUAAGAAAUUUAGGUAUAAUGGAUAUUUCUGAGAACAUGUUAUCAGGUGAAAUUCCCAUCACAAUUGGUAGUUGUGAAAGUUUGGAAAUCCUAAACAUGCAGGGCAAUUCCUUCCAAGGACCUUUGCCUUCAUCUUUAAGUCUUUUGAGAGGUCUUCAAGAAUUGGACUUUUCACGCAACAAUUUGUCUAGCAAAAUUCCACAAUAUUUAGCAAGCUUUCAGUUGAAGAAAUUAAACCUAUCAUUUAAUGACUUUGAUGGUGAGGUACCAAUGAAAGGAAUCUUUAAGAAUGCCAGUGCAACUUCGGUUAUGGGAAACAACAAGCUUUGUGGGGGUGUGCCUGAAUUACGAUUACCUAGAUGCAAGGUUAAAGAGUUGAAGAAAAGUAGGCCAACUUUCAUUGUUAAAUUAGUAGUUUCUUUAUCUUGUGGGUUUCUAGGAGUAAUUUUGGCGUUGUCCUUUAUCUAUCUUUACUGGUUUAGGAAGUCAAGAAAAGCGAUAUCUUCAAGUUUGCCAGAUAAUUCCCUCUUUAAAGUGUCUUAUCAAAGUCUCCUUAAAGCUACCAGUGGGUUCUCAUUAGAAAAUAUAAUCGGUGUGGGCAGUUUUGGUUCUGUGUAUAAAGGAUUUCUUAAUGACGAGGAUGGAAAUGAAAGUGUGGUUGCCGUGAAGGUACUUAACCUUUCUCACCAAGGGGCUUCCAAGAGUUUUCUUUCUGAGUGCAAGGCCUUGAGGAACAUCAGACAUCGAAAUCUUGUCAAGGUAGUCACUGCAUGUUCAGGUGUCGAUUACCAAGGGAAUGAUUUUAAGGCACUGGUUUAUGAGUUUAUGGUCAAUGGGAACUUAGAUGAGUGGUUGCAUCAAAUUCAAGAUGAAUAUGAGCCAAGUGAGCAACCCAAAAAUUUAAGUCUUCUUGAGAGAUUAAAUAUUGGCUUAGAUGUAGCUUGCGCUCUGGAUUAUCUUCACCAUCAUUGCCACGCUCCAAUAAUUCACUGUGAUUUAAAGCCAAGCAACAUUCUUCUAAACAACGAUAUGAUUGCACAUGUAGGUGACUUUGGGUUAGCACGAUUUCUUGUGAAUGCUAGUUGUAGCAACUCUGCACAACAAACUAGUAGUUCUAUUGGAGUAAGAGGAUCCAUUGGUUACGUUGCGCCAGGUAAGUAUGCUUUCUUCGUUUUUUCAUUACUUUUCAAAACAUACAACAAAUUCCUACCCCCCAAAAUGUGUGCUCCUCUAAUUAUAAGAGGCUAAUGUUUAAAUAAUAAUACUCUAUGCCCACUUUUUUUCCUCUUUUUAAGUACAUUUUGUAAGUAGCUUUUGUCCGAGAGUGUGCUCUAACACUUGAAACUUAAUCACAGUCAGUAUAGUACAAGUAUACUUAUAUAUAAAUAUAUUAUUUAUAUGUUAAAUGCAUAUAUAUAUAUUAGCCAUGCAAAAAAAUAAAUCAAACAUGUUUCUAUUUUUACUUUUGAUAGUAGUAAUUCUUAGAAGCAUUUCUAAACAACCUUCUCUAAAGAACAAAAACCUGUAUGCCCACAUUUAUGCUAAAAAAACCUACCUCUCCCAAAAAUUAAUCUCCUUCUAAUUCUUGCAUCCUAUUACUUUUGUACAGCUUUGACUUACUUCUCUAGUUCAUGCUUUUCCCAGUUUUGUCUUAGUCCCACAGGACUGAAAAAUAAUGAUGACAUUUUUAUGAAAGAAAUAAAGCACUACACAAUGAUAUCUUCAGACGACAAACUAACAAUAAAUAUUGUAGUUCUUCCUUGAAUUUUAUUUACGUUGUCUCACAUCGAUAUAAUUACAUCUUUCGACCUAGCAUAUAGUUCCCUCAACACACUUUUUCCCGCCCCUCCCAUCAUUACCAUCUGGUUUUAAAUUUGAUAAUUUAAUGGAUGAGUAGUUCUAAAACAAAUUACACAGUUUCUGUAUUUUGCUGCAAAAUCAUAAGGAAAACCGUUGGUGCUAAUUUUCCAAAAUUAAACUAUCCAAAUCAUAUAUGCCAAACAUGGCAACAAGUGAUGGUAGUACUAGUUUACAGAUGCAAUUUUCUUUUUGAGUAAAAAGUACAUAGCUAAUUAAGACUGUCCGUUCAAAUUCCUUCACAUUAAUUUUUUGACACUGUUGAAUUUGGAUUUUAGAGUAUGGCACGGGAAGUGAGCUUUCGAUGCACGGGGACGUGUACAGCUAUGGAAUCAUAUUGUUGGAAAUGUUUACUGGAAAGAGACCUACUGAUGAGAUGUUUGAUGACAAUUUGAACCUCCAUAAUUAUGUUAGGAUGGCUUUGCCGGAAAGAGUAAUGGAUGUUGUUGAUCCAGGACUUCUUCGACACGACGAAGUGGGAGAGACAAGCACAAAAACUUGGCCUCAUGAAGAGAGAAGUUCUUGUAGUCACAAAAUUCUGGAGGGCUUGAUUUCAAUAUUUGGAAUUGGACUUGCGUGUUCAGUAGAAAUUCCAAAUGAAAGGCUGAACACAAAAGAAAUUGUAACAAAGUUGCUGGUCAUCAAGAAGAAAUUGAUCAGAAAUGAUGGGCAACAAUGAGGGAGGACUGGAUUUGAAAUCAAAGCCUGAAGAGAUCACAUUUGGUCGUGGAUUCCGAUAAUUUGGCGGUAUAUAGUUAUCCACAACAAUUCUGCAGUUGUUGCGGACCCAGAUGGAAAAUUGAACAUUUCUGACGAACAUCCCCGCCGUCUCAUGCACCGGAAUUCCACUGGAUUCUUCUUCAUCUAUAGCCACUAAUGGUGGUGGUGGCGGCUCGAAGUCUGGCACUCUUAGUUUAUUACUUCGGAUCUGGUAUGCUAUAUGUUAUUGGUGUUGUUGAUCUUCUUGUGAUCUCUCAAAUGGGUUUCCCAUGACUGUUGUGGCAACCUAUGUAAUGUCAUGCUGAAAAAAUAAUAAUAAACAUGACUUUUCAUGUUUUAGGAAUUAUUUUUAUGUUUAUAGUUUUUUCUAUUAGUGGGUCAUUAAUUUGGUAUUAGUGGGCUAUAAAGUAAUUGUGAUAUUUUAAUUCUCCAAGUAAUGGAGGAGUGGGGUCUUUGUUGUUUUUAUUAUUGCAUUAUAUAGAGGGGUUAUUUUGUAUGUCAUGUG